AAAAUGACUUAAGUUUUAGUGCUAUUUAGUGCAAAUAUUUCUAGUUUUAUUUAGUGCAAAUUUCACUUUAGAAUACUUCAAGUUGUAUAGCCAGAAUCAAUUUGAAUGAGGAAAAAUAUUGAGGUCCACAUAUCUUUAUAAAAAACGAAAAUGAACUUCCAGAAAUGGAAAUGACGACAUAUUUCUUAUCUAAGUUAUAAGUUUGAAUUUACUUUCACGUUCUUAAUUAUAUACUCCCUCCGUCCCAAAAAGAAUGAGACGGUUUGACUUUUUGGGAAAUUAAGGGAGGGAUAUUUUGGUAUUGACUUUCCAAAAAUACCCUUGGUGUGAUGGGUAAAAGUAGGAUGUGAUGGGUAGAUUAUUAGAAUAAAGGUAUGAUGUGAUAGAUAGGGUAUGAAAAAGUAAGGGGUAAAAGUGAUUUUUAAUAGAAAUGUAACGGACUUUAUGGGACGGAGUUUUUUCUAAACGUAACAAACUUUUUGGGACGGAGGGAGUAUUUUUUUAGAAAGAAUAAAAUAAUUAUAAAAUUAUUGUUUAACUACUAUACCCCAAUGAAACUAAUAAAAUGAAAUAUGAAUAUUUUCCUUUUGGGUUAAUAUUCAGUGCAUUGAAUAAACCUCAUCUCUCCCUUAAUCAAUAAAAAUUUGACCUUUAUUAUUAUUAUUAUUUUGCAUGCGUAUAACAGUACUAAUUAAAGUUGGAAAGAUUAUUUUUGUUGUUGAGAUUUUGUUUGAGUUGGCAAAUUAAAUGGAAAGAUUUUGCAAAAAUGAAAGAGUAACGACAAGUCAACGGCAUGUCCGCAACCACUUUGGGCGAUUUAUAUUUGCGUGGGGCUGGCGGCGGUAUGGUCUUUGAAUUUGCUCAAAUAACACCCCCAAUUUGUUUUUUUUUAAAUUCUAUCCGUCCCUAAAUAAACUUUUCCUUUUGUUUUUUCUUUGUCUCCAAAUAAAUCUCUUUUUCCUUAAAAAACUUUUUCUACCUCUUACUUUUUCAUAUCCUACCUAUCACAUAAUACCCUUUUACUAAUAAUCUACAUAUCACAUCUUACUUUUACACAUCACAUCAAGGGUAUUUUUGAAAAGUCAACACAAAAAUAUCCCUCCCUUAAAUUCUCAAAAAGUCAAAGGGGCGGAGGGAGUAUAAUGAUAAAAAAAUCAAAUUGUUGGCUACCCUUAUCAUUAAAUUUGCCAUAACUGACCCAUAAGAAAUUUUUAUUUUUAAAUCUCAUCUUUGCUUACGUACACUUAUAAAUGGUGCCAUAGUAAGUUAAUUAAUAAUAAUGCCAAUUAAUGUAUUUCUAUUCUUUUUUUGUACAAUAAUACUCGUAAAAUUAUAAUCAAAAUGCAGGAAGCGGGUUUAGAUCUUAUCGUCCAUAUAGAUCUGGCUAUUUUGGGGCUUCCAUUAAGCUCCAAUCCGGAUACACAGCUGGGGUCAUAACAUCUUUCUAUCUAUCGAACACGGAGCAGCACCCGGGAACCCACGACGAAAUUGACAUUGAGUUCCUGGGGACGACCCCGGGAAAGCCGUACACGUUGCAAACAAACGUGUACAUAAGAGGGAGCGGGGACGGAAACAUCAUCGGACGCGAAAUGCGGUUCCACCUCUGGUUCGACCCCACCCAAGGUUUCCACCAUUAUGCCAUUCUUUGGAAUUGGGACGAGAUCAUAUUCUUCGUGGACGACAUCCCGAUCCGACGGUAUCCGAGGAAGAUCGACGCGACAUUCCCGCAGAGGCCGAUGUACGUGUACGGCUCGAUUUGGGACGCGUCAUCUUGGGCCACGGAGAACGGGAAGUACCGGGCCAAUUAUAACUACCAACCGUUCGUCGCCAAGUACAUGGAUAUCAAGAUCGGCGGUUGCGAGGAGCAGGCCGCCGUUUGGUGCCGCCCGGUUUCUAGCUCGCCGGGCGGCUACACUGGGUUGAGCCGCCAGCAGUAUGCCGCCAUGGCAUGGGCCCAGAGGUACCACAAGGUGUACGAUUAUUGCCAGGACAGUAGCAGAGACCGUUCGCGAACACCCGAGUGUUACUGAUUUUAUUUGAACGAAUUUGGUUCGGUUUGGUUUGGUUUUGACAUUCCAUAGAUGUGCCACCAACCAUGCAAAGGGUUGUUGAACUUAGCAUACAAGCCUCCCAAAAUGGUUGGGACAUGUGUGUGAUCAAUGUAUGUUUCUAUAUUUUGUUGCAAAGUAUGUAUAUCACGUGAAUUGUCAAAUAUACACACUCAUAAAGAUUGUGAAAAAGAUGAAAAGAAUCACAAAAUGUUAAUAAUGUGUAGUGUUAAUUAAUUUGCAUACUACACAUGUGUGCGGUGUACCAAUUAUCAUGUACGUCUCAUACUGUCAAUGGCUCGAUGGAUGAAAUGAUAUGAUCGACUCAUUGUCUAUAGCAAUUUCAUACUCCUUUCCUAAGAGAAUUUUACAUUAAAAACUAUGAUGCUUA
Messenger RNA from Cuscuta campestris, 2439 nucleotides. NCBI's taxonomy places the organism in Eukaryota, Viridiplantae, Streptophyta, Magnoliopsida, Solanales, Convolvulaceae. The record is from the annotation of a GenBank genome assembly.